Messenger RNA from Pararge aegeria (speckled wood butterfly), 2239 nucleotides. Its product is annotated as transcription factor IIIA-like. Bases 303 to 2033 code for a protein of 576 amino acids. The record is from RefSeq and is a predicted model, not a curated record. NCBI's taxonomy places the organism in Eukaryota, Metazoa, Arthropoda, Insecta, Lepidoptera, Nymphalidae. Gene Ontology annotation, molecular function: DNA-binding transcription factor activity; RNA polymerase II cis-regulatory region sequence-specific DNA binding. The transcript has 7 exons. Gene Ontology annotation, biological process: regulation of transcription by RNA polymerase II.
UUCAAUUGUCAAGCUGACAAGGGUGUCAAGACUCAAGUCAAUAAACACCUUUUUAAGAAACUGAAAGUAAAAUUAAAUUAGCAAACCAAAACCCGUGAAAGCUUACUACUUAAGUCUAAAGAAAAACUGUUAAAUACCUUGCUGUUUGUCAAAUAAAAACAAUAAAUCAAUAAUGUAUAACAUUUUGUAAGUUAGUGAGGUAUAUAUUUUUUAAGUGUUACCUACUCGGUAUUUGACCGAAGUGCUGAUAGUUUAAAUCAAUUGGAGGUUGUUUGAUGAUAUUAUCAUUUAUAUCAUAAAAGAUGGACGUUGUUGGGUUACACCGAGUUGAACCCAGUAAGAAAAUAUACUCUUGUUCAUUUGAUGGCUGUACUUCAGUGUUUGAUAGGCCGUACAGGCUCGCGCAACAUCGAUUGGUCCACGCUAAUGUGAAGCCCUUUACAUGCCAAGAGCCAAAAUGUGAAAAAGCAUACACAAGUAAGAGUCAUUUGGACCGUCAUAUCAAAACUGCACACAAAGAAUCUGAUGAGAAUUUACUAUAUUGCUGUCCAAAAUGCAUGAAGAAAUAUGUGAAUAGACAAAAUCUAAAGAGGCAUAUAAAAGUCAGUCAUAUAGAUAACAAUAAGCCAUUCUGUUGUGGUUUAUGUAGAAUGUAUUUCAAGAAAAUGCAUCAGUUGAGAGCCCACAUGUAUGUCCACAAUGGGGUGAAACCAUUCAGGUGUCCAAUGUGUGAAAGGGAUUUUGUAACAUUAUAUGAGAAAAAGAAACAUAUGAGAAAUCACAAGGUAUAUGAGUGUGAACAUUGUGAUAUGAAGUUCACUCGAUGGACUGAGUUGAUGCAACAUAAACGAGUGGACCAUGUAUCUCCAGAAUAUAUUUGCCAUGAUUGUGGAAAGGUAUUUAAAGAGAGAGGACAUAUAAUACGACACGUCAAGAAGCAUAUGCCAAAUGCACCAGUUACCAUAUUUUUCUGUCCACACGAUAAUUGUUUAAGACACUACUCUCGUAACAGCAAUCUAAAACAGCAUAUUUUAGUGAAACAUGAAGGGAUGACAUUCGAUUGUUCACUUUGCGGAGCCAAAUUAUCUACGAAGGCAAAACUCAAUGAACACAUCGAUCGGCACAACCGACCAGAAUUACCUGUUAAGGUUCACAAAACUCUCAAAACUGGCCGAAAGAAAAGGAAAGAUGCAGGAACGAUAAGAUAUGAGACAGCUAUGAGAUUAGCUGGUAUUGUCAAACAAAAAAUAGAAGAAGGCAUAUCAAGACUGUACACGGGCGCUAUAAAUAAUCGGGAAUACUUAGAAGAUGAUGACACUCACCAUUCUUAUCAAAAUAGAGAUUUUGGAAACAAAACUCAAGAUCAUCUUAAAGCAAUAGAGGAGAAAACAGCUUUACCAAAAGAUGUAAAAAGUGACCCAAAGAAGCAUCGAAACAUAAAUGUUGAAUUAAAAGUUGAAACUAUUUACUCAAACAAUAGUAUAGAUUUUCAAAACAAAGAUGAAAAUACCACUUCUAAACCACUUUCCACUUCUCAUAAUAUAAACGAAGCCACUCUGUCUAGUCGGCCAAAUGAAAGUGAAAACUUCCAAGGUAAAGCGACUAUUAAUAAACCAGUUAAUCUUAUAGAAAUUCUAAAUCGACCUAGUAUAAGAAUACCUCAUCAUGAGGAAAUAGAGCCGAGUACAUCAAGCCGACGUAUGAACUCUAUAGAGGUUCAAGUAAAAGUUGAAUCUGAUAGCGAUCCAACCAAUUGUAAUACUGAACUAGAUAUUGAACCCACCAAUUGUGAUAAUGAACGAGAUAUUGAACCCUCUUAUUUAUCAAAUGAUAAUAUAGAUAAUGAAGAACAAACUGGCAUGACUAACCAACCAAUAACCCAAAUCUUCAUCAAAGAAGAACAUAGUAUAGAUCAACAGAGUACCAUAAACAGAAACGACCAUUUUCCAGCAAAUAUUGACAAUGGUUCGUCAAAUGCAGCAUCAUUAUUGCAGCUUUACUGGAGGACCAUUUUUAAUUACCGCAAUGUCUAGAUUUUAGUCUCUACGUAUAGUUGUGUCAUAAAAUGUUUCUUUUUUUUAUAAAUUUUGUAUAAAAAAAACUAAAAUAAUUUAAUUAGAAUCGAAUUUAUCCAUUUUAAACAAAAACAGGUUAGUGGAUAUUAGAAAUGCAAAAAAGUGAACGAGAGUAGUUUUAUACGUAAAUAAAUAAGAAAUAUUUAUCUUUUCAUUCCAUCGAU